Diaporthe batatas is the source of this 495-nucleotide messenger RNA. Its product is annotated as nuclear cap-binding protein subunit CBC2. Gene Ontology annotation, biological process: mRNA cis splicing, via spliceosome. The transcript is spliced from 3 exons. The record is from RefSeq and is a predicted model, not a curated record. Gene Ontology annotation, cellular component: nuclear cap binding complex. Gene Ontology annotation, molecular function: RNA cap binding. NCBI's taxonomy places the organism in Eukaryota, Fungi, Ascomycota, Sordariomycetes, Diaporthales, Diaporthaceae. Bases 1 to 495 code for a protein of 164 amino acids.
AUGAGACCGCACUCCAACAAGCGUGGCCGUCGCAAUGACCGCGGCGACGACCGCAACGGCGACGAGCCCGAGCAACCCCCCGAGGACCCCCUCGCGAAUGCGACCACUCUCUACGUUGGAAACCUCUCUUUCUAUACCACCGAGGAGCAGGUCUAUGAGCUGUUCUCCAAGUGCGGCGAGAUCAAGCGUCUGGUCAUGGGGCUGGACCGGUUCAACAAGACACCCUGCGGCUUCUGCUUCGUCGAGUACUACACCCACCAGGACGCACUGGACUGCAUGAAGUACAUUGGCGGCACAAAGCUGGACGAGCGCAUCAUCCGCACGGACCUGGACCCGGGAUUCGAGGAGGGCAGGCAGUACGGCCGCGGCAAAUCUGGCGGACAGGUGAGAGACGAGUAUAGAGAAGAGUUCGACGAGGGCAGAGGCGGUCUGGGCAGAGCCCUGCAAGGACGAGAACGCAGCCUGGAAAACGACGAUUACAACCGCCUUGGAUAG